AUGAAGUUUUCGCAUUCGCUUCAGUUCAAUGCUGUUCCGGAGUGGUCUUCCAAGUACAUCAACUACUCUGGGCUCAAGAAGCUGAUAUACUCGCUCCAACGCGAGUACGCCGAGAUGUUGAAUUUUACGGAUCCGGAGGCCCUGCCGUUCACCGCUGUGGACGAGGACUCGAGUCCGAUUAAUGUGUUCAUUGCGGCUCUCGACAAAGAGGCCGCCAAAAUCAACAAUUUCUUCCUGGUCAAGGAGAAAGAGGCCCUGGCCAGCUACGAGAACCUGAUCGACGAGGUGGAGGAAUUUGAGCGCGAGUUUCCGCCGAAUCUGGCCGACAUAGAGCAAAGGCGCCGACUCAGACAAAUCCUGGACUCUCUACGGCCCGGCAAGCUCAUCGAUGAGGCACCUGAAUCGGGUCCUGCUCCCGAUGUUGAGCCUGCGAUUUCGCAGGAUGCACUGGGCAGUGCUAGCAAUGAGCACGCCGCCGCUGCCCGGGAAGCGGACAAGAACCCUAACGAGCUGACCCACCGCAGGUCGCAGAUCCUGUUUGACGACGACGACUUCAAUCUCAGCUUUUUGGAGGCUCUCAAGGUGGAAAAAAGAAAACCGCUCGCAGACAUGUUUGUUCUUCUCUCGGAACUGAAAAGCUACGUCGAGCUCAACAAGAUCGGGUUCGGCAAGGCACUGAAAAAGUUCGACAAAACGUUGCACACCAAGAUCAAGGACGAGUACAUGGAAAAGCUCGAGAAGAGCUCUGAGUACCACGUUUUCAGGCCAGAAGCGAUGGACGAACUCAACGUCCGUCUCGCAGGCAUCAUCAAGCUGUACUCGGUGUUCACGCACGGCAGCGAGGAGCAGGCCAAGGACGAGCUCAAGUCCAACCUGAGAGAGUACAUCGUCUGGGAAAGAAACACGGUCUGGCGAAACAUGAUUGGCAUGGAGCGGAAGACCCAGGCGGCCAGGGCCCAGAAACCGAACGUGGUGGAUUCCGUCAUUGUUCCGGUAGAAAAAAUCGAAAUUUAUCUUGGUGCUGGACGCAAGAUCAGCAUCCCUACUGCAAUCCUGACCGGCAACGGUCUCAAGGCGCUGCUGAUCGCGAUGGUCACCAUCACGUUGCUGGUCUUCUCGCCGUUGCAGGACGAGCAGCAGAAAAACUGCUUUGCCGUGCUCGUGUGCGCUUCGCUCCUCUGGGCAACAGAGGCUAUACCUCUUUUCACCACCUCUCUGCUGCUCCCUUUUCUGAUCGUGGUGCUGAGAACUCUGGUCGACCCCGAAUCCGGUGAGCCUUUGCGAGCUGUCGAUGCGUCCAAGUUCAUCUGCGGCGCCAUGUGGUCGCCGAUUAUUAUGCUUCUUCUCGGCGGCUUCACCCUGGCUGCCGCCCUUUCCAAGUACAAUCUGGACAAAAUAGCGUGCACUUUUAUUUUGUCCAAAGUGCCUCAGAAGCCGGCGUACGUGCUGCUGUCGAUCAUGUGUGUGUCGACGGUUGUGUCGGCAUUUAUCUCAAACGUUGCUGCGCCGGUCCUCAUGCUCUCUGUUAUUCAGCCCGUGCUUAACACUCUGCCCGAAGGCUCGCAUUUUGCAGAGGCCCUGGUGAUCGGCAUCGCGUUGGCGUCCAACGUUGCCGGCAUGGCCAGUCCGAUCGCCAGCCCGCAGAAUGUGGUUGCGUUGCAGAGCAUGGACCCGGCUCCCAAUUGGUUGCAAUGGUUUGCCGUCUCCGUUCCCGUGUGUGCCUGCGGUCUGCUUCUGAUAUUCAUCUACAUUAUGUUCAUGAUGGACGCCAGAGAUGCGACCAUCGUUCCUAUCCGGUCGACAGACGAGAAGUUCACCCAUAAGCACUUCUACGUGCUCACUGUGUCUCUUGCCACGAUCAUUCUUUGGUGCGGAGCUUCUCUUUUCGAGCCGGUGGUGGGAGACAUGGGCAUGAUAGCCGUGGCCUCCAUGGUGGCGUUCUACGCUCCAGGUAUUCUGUCUCCCGACGACUUCAACAACUAUCCGUGGACCAUUGUCAUGCUUGCAAUGGGAGGCCUUGCCCUGGGCAAGGCUGUGACCGUUUCUGGACUGCUGAAGACGAUUGCCGAAGCGAUCCAGGCCAAACUUGAGGGCUCGGCCCUGUUCACGGUUCUGUGUCUGUUUGGCAUCAUUGUGCUUGUCAUGGCAACGUUUGUGUCGCAUACAGUGGCUGCUCUGAUUAUCGUGCCACUGAUUGCCGAAAUCGGAAGAGCUCUGCCAGAUCCGCAUCCAAACCUGCUCAUCAUGGCCACCGCCCUGCUCUGUUCGUCCGCCAUGGGACUGCCCACGUCAGGGUUCCCCAACGUGACCGCAAUUGGCCUCAGAGACAGCGUUGGCAACCCGUACCUGACUGUUUCCACAUUUAUAAAAAUCGGUGUUCCAUCGUCACUCUUCUGCUACGUCGUGGUGGUCUCGAUCGGGUACCUCGUGAUGAAGCUACUGGAUUUCUAA
Ogataea haglerorum is the source of this 2451-nucleotide messenger RNA. RefSeq lists its product as uncharacterized. Gene Ontology annotation, biological process: polyphosphate metabolic process; phosphate ion transport; monoatomic anion transmembrane transport. The transcript has a single exon. Lineage: Eukaryota; Fungi; Ascomycota; Pichiomycetes; Pichiales; Pichiaceae. The coding region runs from base 1 to 2451 and encodes 816 amino acids. The record is from RefSeq and is a predicted model, not a curated record. Gene Ontology annotation, cellular component: membrane. Gene Ontology annotation, molecular function: phosphate transmembrane transporter activity.